Messenger RNA from Microtus ochrogaster (prairie vole), 3715 nucleotides. RefSeq names its product inhibitor of nuclear factor kappa B kinase subunit beta (gene Ikbkb). Bases 123 to 2480 code for a protein of 785 amino acids. Gene Ontology annotation, molecular function: IkappaB kinase activity; ATP binding. The transcript has 22 exons. Lineage: Eukaryota; Metazoa; Chordata; Mammalia; Rodentia; Cricetidae. Gene Ontology annotation, cellular component: cytoplasm; IkappaB kinase complex. The record is from RefSeq and is a predicted model, not a curated record. Gene Ontology annotation, biological process: positive regulation of transcription by RNA polymerase II; tumor necrosis factor-mediated signaling pathway; peptidyl-serine phosphorylation.
GGCAGGAAGUGUUUGAGGAAGUGGCGCUGGGCUGGCUGCGUGGGGACCCUGAGUUUUCAUGUCCUCUGUGGGUGUCGCUGGCGGCCCCGCGGCCCUCGGGGCAGAGUUAGCAGGGCAUCAAUAUGAGCUGGUCACCAUCCCUCCCAACCCAGACCUGUGGGGCCUGGGAAAUGAAAGAACGACUCGGGACCGGGGGAUUUGGAAACGUCAUCCGAUGGCACAAUCAGGCGACAGGAGAACAGAUUGCCAUCAAACAGUGCCGGCAGGAGCUCAGCCCGAAGAACAGAGACCGCUGGUGCCUGGAGAUCCAGAUCAUGAGAAGGCUGAACCAUCCCAAUGUUGUGGCUGCGCGGGAUGUCCCUGAGGGGAUGCAGAACUUGGCACCCAAUGAUUUGCCUCUGUUGGCCAUGGAGUACUGCCAAGGAGGAGAUCUCCGAAGAUACUUGAACCAGUUUGAAAACUGCUGUGGCCUGCGGGAAGGAGCCAUCCUUACCCUGCUGAGUGACAUUGCAUCAGCACUUAGAUACCUCCAUGAAAACAGAAUCAUCCACCGAGAUCUGAAACCAGAAAACAUUGUUCUGCAGCAAGGAGAGCAACGGUUAAUACACAAAAUUAUUGAUCUAGGAUAUGCCAAGGAACUCGAUCAGGGCAGUCUGUGCACUUCCUUUGUGGGGACCCUGCAAUACCUGGUAAGAAAUGGGCCCAAGGGCUUGCUUCUCAGUCCCUGUGAUGUUCAUGAAAUCUUGGCCUUCUCUCUGACCCUCAUCCCGGUGGGGAAGGCUUCGCCGUUUUCCCAUGGGUCUGAGACUGUAGCCUUUGCCAUGGCGGUGUCCAUGUUACCAGCACACAUUCACUGGGGUCGUCAUUCACCCAAGGCCCCCUCUGCUUCCCACACGAGGCAUACCAAAGUCCGGCAGAAGAGCGAAGCGGACAUUGUUGUCAGUGAAGACUUGAAUGGAGCGGUGAAGUUCUCCAGCUCUUUGCCCUUCCCCAAUAAUCUGAACAGUGUCCUGGCGGAACGUCUGGAGAAGUGGCUGCAGCUCAUGCUCAUGUGGCACCCUCGACAAAGGGGCACGGACCCCCAGUAUGGUCCCAAUGGUUGCUUCAGAGCCUUGGACGACAUCCUAAACUUGAAGCUGGUACAUAUCUUGAACAUGGUCACAGGCACCGUUCACACAUACCCUGUGACAGAGGAUGAGAGUCUGCAGAGUCUGAAAACCAGAAUCCGGGAAGACACGGGAAUCCUGGAGAAAGACCAGGAGCUGCUGCAAGAGGCGGGGCUGGUGCUGCUCCCAGACAAGCCUGCUACCCAGUGCAUCUCAGACAGCAAGCCAAAUGAGGGCCUCACGUCGGACAUGGACCUUGUUUUUCUCUUUGACAACAGUAAAGUCACCUAUGAGACUCAGAUCACCCCCAGACCCCAACCUGAGAGUGUCAGCUGUAUCCUUCAGGAGCCCAAGCGGAACCUCUCUUUCUUCCAGCUGAGGAAAGUGUGGGGUCAAGUCUGGCACAGCAUCCAGACGCUGAAGGAAGACUGCAACCGGCUACAGCAGGGACAGCGAGCCGCCAUGAUGAAUCUCCUUCGGAACAACAGCUGCCUCUCCAAGAUGAAGAACGCCAUGGCCUCCAUGGCGCAGCAGCUCAAGGCCAAGUUGGAUUUCUUCAAAUCCAGCAUCCAGAUUGACCUGGAGAAGUACCGAGAGCAGACUGAGUUCGGGAUCACAUCAGAGAAGCUGCUGCUGGCCUGGAAGGAGAUGGAGCAGGCUGUGGAGCUGUGCGGGCGGGAGGAUGACGUGAAGCAUCUGGUAGAGCGGAUGAUGGCCCUGCAGACUGAUAUCGUGGACCUACAGAGGAGCCCCAUGGGUCGGAAGCAGGGGGGCACACUGGACGACCUAGAGGAGCAAGCGAGAGAGCUCUAUAGACGACUCAGGGAGAAGCCGAGAGACCAGAGGACAGAUGGUGACAGUCAGGAAAUGGUACGGCUCCUACUCCAGGCAAUCCAAAGCUUCGAGAAAAAAGUACGAGUGAUUUACACACAGCUCAGUAAAACUGUGGUCUGUAAGCAGAAGGCACUGGAGUUGCUGCCCAAGGUGGAAGAAGUGGUGAGUCUUAUGAAUGAGGAUGAGAAGACCGUGGUCCGGCUCCAGGAGAAGCGGCAGAAGGAGCUCUGGAACCUUCUGAAGAUCGCCUGCAGUAAAGUCCGAGGUCCUGUCAGUGGGAGCCCAGAUAGCAUGAAUGUGUCUCGGCUUAGUCACCCUGGUCAGCUAAUGUCCCAGCCGUCCAGUACCUGUGACAGCUUGCCUGACUCAGCCAAGAAAAGUGAGGAAUUGGUGGCUGAAGCACACGCCCUCCGCACCCGGCUAGAGAGCACGCUGCAAGAUACCGUGAAGGAGCAAGACCGCAGCUUCACGAGUCUAGACUGGAGCUGGUUACAGGUAGAGAACGACGAAAGGGGUAGCCUGGAGCAGGCCUGUGACUGAGGUUCCUAUGGACUGACCCCAUGCUCUGGAUGUGAUGAUGCUUGGGUGUCUCCAGCACCCAGCUGGAAAUCUCACUCUCCCAGCAACUGUGACGUUUGCCCUCGGCAGCCUGCUGGCCCCGUCUGCACACUGGACGUCCUCUGCCACAGAAGCACAGAAAGUACCAGUUACGGGCAUUCACAGCAUCGACGCUUCCUAGCUGCUUCCUCUGUCGUUAAGAAGAAAGCGUUGAGUAGUUUGCCACCCAGAGCAUAUGGCAAAUGUUUGUCCUGAGUGUUUCCAGGCAGCAGCCAAGCUGCCCACUGUGGACCACUGCAGGGAGAGAGACCUGCCCUGCCCAUCCUUCCUCACCCCACAGCUCGGGCUUCCUCUGCAUCCAGAGGAUCAAAUCAUAAGUUUGACGGUCCUGACUUUCUUCCUCUUUUCACCUCCCCACUGGCAAAUAUCAUUUCUGCUUUCUAUGCUGCUCAUUGUGGCAAAUGAUCUUUAACCAAGUUGUAGUGAUGCCAAGAUCCCUGCAAGCCACAGAGUGUGCCACUUACAGAGCCAGGCAGACUGGAAAUGCAGCUACCUUCUCUUGAGUCCCAAAGAUUACCUGGAAUCAGUUGUCAUGAAGAAGAAAGACAGACGAAGGGUUUGUGCCUUCUGCUACCCUACUGAACACUCUGCCACUCCUCUGUGCCUGCCAGGUGUGUGUGUGUGCAUGAGUGUGCAUGUGCGUGAGUUUAGGAUGGGAUGUUGCUGCCUCUUCCUUACAGUAGCUAAGAGCAUUGUUAAAAUGGUUUAUUUUAUAAAUAGUUUCUAUAUUUUAUAACAUUACUCAGAUAUAUAUUCUAGUAUCAAAUGUGUAUUUCUACAAUAUACCAUCACUAGUUCUUGUGAGCUCAAAACUCAACACCAUAGAAAAUUCUGUAAAAUUGAAUGGAGUAUGUCUAGAUCAUGAUCAUUUCAACAAAACUUGUGUUUAUCUGUGCGUGUGUGUGUGUGUGUGUGUGCGUGCAUGUAUAAAAGCAAAACAGGCUCAGGUUAUCAUAAACAGGUUUAUUUGGUUAGAAAAGAAACAAACUGGGAACAGGAAUUUCAAAGUGGCCACCACAGAGUCGGCAUGAAGCAUCAAUGGUCAAGUGUUCAGAAGGGACUUUGUACUUUGAUUGCUUCUUAGAGAGUCAAACUGUACACUGGUAAACUAUCUGAAAACUCAUAAUAAAGACCCUGGCUUAAACUUAAUGUAAACU